UGGUUCCCCAGAGUUUCCCAGUCAUAUGGCACAGGUCAUACUUUCCUUGAUUUAUUCAACUCAGACAAAAACAGUGUGCACCAUGCAAGGAAUCUUUACUACCCGUUCAGUGGCCAGAAAGAUUGGAAGCUUGGGUCAUGGCUACUUCAUUCAGGAUUAAGCAUGGGGAAGAUAGAUAGCUUUUUGUCACUCGGGAUGGUAAGUACUCAAUAUUUUCAAUCAGUCAAGUCUAACAAAGUGUAUGUUAAGAUUAAGGCUCUUCCUCUCGGUCCAUGCUGGAUGUCUCAAGUAAUUAAGAUGACACAUCCAACGAAAUCACCGGUCGUAUUAUAUUGGCAUGACCCCUUGGAUUGUAUCUCCAGUAUACUUAACCAUCCAUCCAUUCAUGACUGGUUAGACUUUAUGCCCUGCAAGGUGUAUACCACGGCGCAGCGACUGUGUGCGACACUGCUUGGGACCAUUUUAUCAUCUGACAAGACAAAUGUGUCUAUGAUGACAGGCGACAGAGUCGUGCACCCGCUCCUCAUAAGCCUCACUAAUAUACCCAUGUCCACCCGACUCAAGAUGUCAUCUAAUUCUUUUGUGCUCACUGUGCUGCUCCCGGUGCCAAAAUUCCUCUAUAAAAAGAAACAUAUGCGUGGCAUGCUGGAGGAUCGCCUAGUCCAUCAAUGCUUGAAUAUCAUUUUAGAGCCACUUAAGCAGGCUGCCCACGAGGGCAUCAUGUUGUCGGAUCCCGUUGGGCAUAGUCACUACUGUUUCACUCCUCUCGCAAGUUACAUUGUCGACACUCCAGAGGCUAUGAUGCUGGCUACCAUUGGUGGCAAAACUUCCCCGGUCACUAUGGCCAUGUUCAAGCAAUUUGGCGACUCUUUCCGACACGAGCCUCGAACUGGUUCAACAACACUAGCACAAAUAGCUGCCAUCUGGAGAAAGGUCAAUCCUGAUAAUAUUGAAGCUUUCUUCCGCAAAGCGCAGAAGUUUCAUUUAAACGGUGUCGACAAACCUUUCUGGCAGGAUUGGCUCUUUGCUGACCCAUCACACUUCCUCACUCUCAAAAAUCUUCACCAUCUUCACUGCGAGUUUUAUGAUCAUGAUGUCAAAUGGAUCAUAUGUGCGGUUGGGGAAGCAGAGAUUGAUUUCCGCUUCUCAGUGUUGCAGCCUGUGACAGGAUUUUGCCAUUUUCAUGGUGGCAUUUCAAAACUGAAGCAGGUCACAGGGCGUGCCAAACAUGAUAUACAGUGCUCGGUUAUUGUGGUCAGUGCGGAUGCGGUACCCAUCGCCGUUAUGACUGCUGUACAAGCUCUGAUGGACUUUCAUUAUUUCGUACAGUCACCACGGAUCGAUGAUCAUGAUAUUGAGCGUAUUUCUGCAGCACUGGCCGAAUUUCACGGCAACAAACAUGCAAUCACAGCUGCUGGGUUUCGUCGUGGACAACACAACAAGCCUAUCGAUAACUGGUACAUCCCGAAGAUAGAGCUUAUGCACAAUAUAGUUCCCAGUAUAUGCAACACCGGUGUCACCAUGCAGUGGAGUGCGGAUGCUACAGAGCACGCACAUAUAACUGAGAUCAAAGAUCCUGCACGGUCAAGUAAUAAUAACAACUACGAUUCACAAAUAUGUCAUCACCUUGACCACGUGGACAAAUGUCGUUGUUUUGACCUCGCAACAAGUCUAUUAGACUUGAGGCUGCGAACCAACCUGGACCAACACGUCAACGUUAACGAUGACAUUGUUGACUCUGAUGUUGACAAUGACAAUGACAAUGACAACGAUGACCUCCCUGCAGACCUCUUGGCCACAGUCAAGUACCCUGGAUAUGCACGUCCGAUCACUGACUACUUUGCAAUGGCAAAGGUCCUCCAGUGCAGGGAGGUAGGGACAGUCCCUCUACCAUUAUGCACCUUCGUUGUUGGACGUACAGCCUUUCAUCUCACUUACAGCCCGUCAAUCAGGGCCAUCUCUGUCGACAAUGCUGCCCUUAAAUUCGGCCUUCCCGACUUAUGA
This is a messenger RNA of Suillus fuscotomentosus, 2004 nucleotides long. RefSeq lists its product as uncharacterized. The record is from RefSeq and is a predicted model, not a curated record. The transcript is spliced from 3 exons. NCBI's taxonomy places the organism in Eukaryota, Fungi, Basidiomycota, Agaricomycetes, Boletales, Suillaceae. The annotation marks the transcript as partial.